UCCAAGACACCAGUCGAGGAAGUGCAGGUUGGGGACGAGGACGUUGAAACCUAAAAUGACCAUAAAUUUUGGAAUCAUUGCUUAUAUCGACAUGACUAGUUAGAUAUGUUUAUUAAAAUGUUUUUAGCUAGAAGGUAGUUGUUGCUCAUGAAGAACUUCAGUAAGGGGUUUAGUCUAAUUUAACAUAUUGGUUUUAUUGCGAUCGAAUCAUCUAAAGGGACUGAAAGCAUUGCUGAUUUACAUUUGAUUUACGUUGCAUCUUGUUUGACAGUAUUUAAGAUUUGAAGAGUUGGAAGAUGCAUUCUGUUAGACACAGCAGGUGGCUGUUCCACCUUGGUAAAUCACGAAGUGUGAACAUAUCAGUUUCCUGGCAUGGCAGCCAGACAAGACUGUUAAGUACUACCAAAACCUGCCGGACUGUUAUGCCUGCCUGGGUUAUCGAUAAAUAUGGAAAUAAUGAUGUGUUACGGUUCACCAAAAACGUCAGUUUCCCGGUCAUCAACUACCCAAAUGAAGUUAUUGUCAAAGUGUUCGCGGCAGGACUGAACCCACUUGAUGUCAGCAUGAGAGGCGGCUAUGGUGCUGCUACACUGUCCAUGAAGAGAGACCCUCUGAACAUCAAGCAGUCAGGCAACGAGUUUCCUCUCAUCCUGGGUAGGGAUGUGUCCGGUGUCAUCAUGGAGUGCGGCCUGGAUGUCAAGUACUUCAGAGAAAGGGAUGAGGUGUGGGCAGCCAUCCCACCAUGGAAGCAGGGCAGCUUGGCUGAGUUUGUGGUGCUGAGCGCCAAUGAGGUUUCCCACAAACCAAAGUCACUGAGCCACGCGGAGGCAGCGGCCAUUCCCUAUGUGGCAACCACUACCUGGUCGGCGCUGGUCAACACCGGAGGGCUCAGUAAGGACAACUGUGCCAAGAAGCGGAUUUUGAUCCUUGGAGGGUCCGGGGGAGUGGGAACAUUUGCUAUACAGAUGCUGAAAGCCUGGGGAGCCCACGUGACCGUUACCUGCUCCCAUAAUGCCGAGAAGUUUGUCAGGAGUCUGGGGGCGGACUGCGUGGUGGACUACACUGCUGGACCUGUUGAGGAGCCGCUCAGUACGCUGGAGAAAUUUGACCUGAUCCUGGAUAACGUUGGUGGGGACACAGAGCGGUGGGCGCUGAAUCUGCUUAAGCCUUGGAGCGGCGCCAAAUAUGUCACCCUUGUAACCCCGUUCCUCCAGAACACUGACAGGCUGGGCAUUGCUGAUGGCAUGAUGCAGACUGCAGCCACAGUGGCCACCAAGGCCCUUAAGCACCUAGUCAAAGGGGUUCACUACCGCUGGGGAUUCUUCGCACCCAGUGGUCCUGCACUGGAUGAAAUAAGGGAAAUGGUGGAUGCAGGACAGAUCCGGCCUGUGGUGGAGGAAACUUUCAGCUUUUCCCAGGUUCCUCAGGCCAUCGAGAAGGUGGAGAAGGGUCACGCUCGAGGCAAGACCGUGGUCCAGAUCAGCAAAGGCGGAGAGGACUGACAGCACUGCGUGGAAACUGCACAGUUUUCUGCACAGUCAUGACCAAGCUGGGUGAAACUAACUAAUAAUAGCUUACUGCAUCAACAACUGCAAAGAAUGUACAGUUAAGUUAUUACUGCAUCGUUACUGUUUCUCAUUGGGUUCUGUAGCUUAACUGUUUGUUUGUUGAGGCACUACAGCUUUUUUUAUAUUAUGUUGGUUUGAAUAAAAAAAAUAAAUAAG
Scatophagus argus is the source of this 1724-nucleotide messenger RNA. It is a transcript of the gene rtn4ip1, whose product is annotated as reticulon 4 interacting protein 1. Gene Ontology annotation, molecular function: oxidoreductase activity. The transcript has 9 exons. Lineage: Eukaryota; Metazoa; Chordata; Actinopteri; Scatophagidae. The record is from RefSeq and is a predicted model, not a curated record. Bases 297 to 1502 code for a protein of 401 amino acids. Gene Ontology annotation, cellular component: mitochondrion.